AUGCCGUUUGACAACGCGGGGAUCAGCAUGGCACCCCUGCAGCCCACAGUCAAGACCGGCAGCAGCAAGACCUUCACCGGACCCUCAGCCGGUGUGCCUCACCAGGAGGGCUACACUGAGCGGACACAGCGGGCUGUCGAGGAGAACGAGGUGGAUGCCCAGGAGCUUGGCUUCUCCGCCGCGCGCUCCGACGCCAAAUUCACAACCGCCGCGAGUCCCGGCGACCACCACAGCGGCGCGACCGACGGCGACAAGCCCGUGGGAGGGGAUGGCGCACAGAUUGCGGGGGAUGUGGAGUGA
Molecule: messenger RNA, 300 nt
Organism: Auxenochlorella protothecoides
Lineage: Eukaryota; Viridiplantae; Chlorophyta; Trebouxiophyceae; Chlorellales; Chlorellaceae
Exons: 2
Coding region: 1-300 (99 amino acids)
Source: RefSeq, a predicted model, not a curated record